AUGCAAAAUGACUUUCUAAAACAUCUUUAUAGCCAUUUCUGUCACUUUGAUUAUGCAGGUUAUGUGAGCGAAUGUGAGAAGAGCACCGCAGUGAACUACUUUUGGUAUUGGAAAACACUGAACAUAACACCCAAUAUUGAGACCAGCGGGUCCUUGCAAUUGUGGCUGGUGAUGUGCCUGGCCACAGAUUGGUGGCUGGUGAUGUGCCUGGCCACAGAUUGGUGGCUGGUGAUGUGCCUGGCCACAGAUUGGUGGCUGGUGAUGUGCCUGGCCACCGAUUGGUGGCUGGUGAUGUGCCUGGCCACAGAUUGGUGGCUGGUGAUGUGCCUGGCCACAGAUUGGUGGCUGGUGAUGUGCCUGGCCACAGAUUGGUGUAUCGUCUAUGUCUGCUUUAUUUGUGGCAUUGAGACCACUGGAAAGGUUUGUUAUCAUCUCUGACAUUUCCUAGAAACUAGUGCUGGGCGCUGUCGUAGUAAAUAUAAUUUGUUAUAGAUUGGUCUGACUAAAAUGUUCUGGAAGACCCAGUUGGAGCCUGUUUUCAAUAAAUGCUGUGCCAGGUCAAAGAGCAAAAGGUCAGAGAACAAAAGGACAGAGAAAACCUUAUCUUAUCACCAAAUGGCCUAGGAAUGUGAUAAUAGACAACACCCCCACCUCCGGCCAUAAACAACAGAUACUCCUCAGGAGUUCCCUGGACACACACAGACAUCUCAAUGUGGACGCACACUCAUUCUCAACCCCCCCCUCUACUGGUCGGGUGCCAAGGGCAGAGGACUCUGCCGUGCACCAAUGGGGCUUCUACUCUGGACAGAGCAGACCCGCCUCCUACGCCUCGGGAACCAAUCAGGGACUAGAAGAAGGACCCCUUCCUUUGUGUUACAUUGUAUAAAGUAUGCUGUAAACUCUGUUUAAUCUUUUUUUUCAACUGUCUCCAUAAGAGGCAAUUGAUUGGGUCCAUGCAUAGGGCCCAUGCAUGUAGCUUGAGCAGUACCAGCUAUCUCUGUUUUAAUAAACUGCUUUUUGCUUAAAGCAAAUUCCUCUCUGUCUAGCGUCGUUGGUUUUGUACUUCCUCUCCAAAAACGUGUUCACCAACAGCGCCAAUAUCAAUAAUUCAAUAUUAUAUCAAGAUUGUUUGAUAUCGAUAUGGUUUAUUCUUUCUGUUAACCUACACUAUUAUGUAAACAAAAGAAAUAGCAUACAUGACUGUUCCUGCAUGCACAAAAACUUCUCACAGAUCUUCUCACAGGAUGUAAAUUAACAUGCUUCAUUGGCUGCUGAUGGCCCAUUAACAUUUUACAUUUACAUUUUAGUCAUUUAGCAGACGCUCUUAACCAGAGCGACUUACAGGAGCAAUUAGGGUUAAGUGCCUUGCUCAAGGGCACAUUAACGUCAUUUAGCAGACGCUCUUAGCCAGAGCGACUCACAAAUUGGUGCGUUCACCCUAUAGCCAGUGGGAUAACCACUUUACAAUUUGGGGGGGGUUAGAAGGAAUACUUUAUCCUAUCCCAGGUAUUCCUUAAAGAGGUGGGGUUUCAAAUGUCUCCGGAAGGUGGUGAGUGACUCCGCUGUCCUGGCGUCGUGAGGGAGCUUGUUCCACCAUUGGGGUGCCAGAGCAGCGAACAGUUUUGACUGGGCUGAGCGGGAGCUGUGCUUCCGCAGAGGAAGGGGAGCCAGCAGGCCAGAGGUGGAUGAACGCAAUGUCCUCGUUUGGGUGUAGGGACUGAUCAGAGCCUGAAGGUACAGAGGUGCCGUUCCCCUCACUGCUCCAUAGGCAAGCACCAUGGUCUUGUAGCGGAUGCGAGCUUCAACUGGAAGCCAGUGGAGUGUGCGGAGGAGGGGGGUGACGUGAGAGAACUUGGGAAGGUUGAACACCAGACGGGCUGCGGCAUUCUGGAUGAGUUGUAGGGGUUUAAUGGCACAGGCAAGGAGCCCAGCCAACAGCGAGUUGCAGUAGUCCAGACGGGAGAUGACAAGUGCCUGGACCAGGACCUGCGCCGCUUCCUGUGUAAGGCAGGGUCGCACUCUCCGAAUGUUGUAGAGCAUGAACCUGCAGGAGCGGGUCACCGCCUUGAUGUUGGCGGAGAACGACAGGGUGUUGUCCAGGGUCACGCCUAGGCUCUUCGCACUCUGGGAGGAGGACACAGCGGAGUUGUCAACCGUGAUGGCGAGAUCAUGGAACGGGCAGUCCUUCCCCGGGAGGAAGAGCAGCUCCGUCUUGCCAGGGUUCAGCUUGAGGUGGUGAUCCGUCAUCCAUACUGAUAUGUCUGCCAGACAUGCAGAGAUGCGAUUCGCCACCUGGUUAUCAGAAGGGGGAAAGGAGAAGAUUAGUUGUGUAUCGUCAGCGUAGCAAUGAUAGGAGAGACCAUGUGAGGAUAUGACAAAGCCAAGUGACUUGGUGUAUAGGGAGAAAAGGAGAGGGCCCAGAACCGAUCCCUGGGGGACACCAGUGGUGAGAGCACGUGGUGCGGAGACAGCUUCCCGCCACGCCACUUGGUAGGAGCGACCGGUCAGGUAGGACGCAAUCCAGGAGUGAGCCGCGCCGGAGAUGCCCAUCUCGGAGAGGGUGGAGAGGAGGAUCUGAUGGUUCACAGUAUCAAAGGCAGCAGACAGGUCUAGAAGGACAAGAGCAGAGGAGAGAGAGUUAGCUUUAGCAGUGCGGAGAGUCUCCGUGACACAGAGAAGAGCAGUCUCAGUUGAAUGACCAGUCCUGAAACCUGAUUGGUUUGGAUCAAGAAGGUCAUUCUGAGAGAGAUAGCAAGAGAGUUGGCUAAAGACGGCACGCUCAAUAGUUUUGGAAAGAAAAGAAAGAAGGGAUACUGGUCUGUAGUUGUUGACAUCAGUGGGGUCGAGUGUUGGUUUUUUGAGAAGGGGAGCAACUCUCGCUCUCUUGAAGACGGAAGGGACAUGGCCAGCGGUCAAGGAUGAGUUGAUCAGCGAGGUGAGGUAGGGGAGAAGGUCACCGGAGAUGGUCUGGAGAAGGGAGGAGGGGAUCAUUAACUUCUGAUGGGCUUCCAUGUGUAUUCAAACUGGUUGUCUAGGGGUAGGUUCCUAGAGCAUUCACAGCUGGUUGUCUAGGGGUAGGUUCCUAGAGCAUGCCCAACGGGCAGUCAGCAAGCAGCUGGCCCAACGGGCAGUCAGCAAGCAGCUGGCCCAAUGGGCAGUCAGCAAGCAGUUGUCUGGACUUCACAAAGCCUUGGAAGUGAACAGAAAAAUCUACAUUCACACAGUUGCAAUGUUUUUUUUACUGCUAGAAACCAUCUUUUUUGUACAGAUGUCUCCCCCUCAAUAAUAACUAAAAGGAAAGUUAUAGAACAACAUUUCCGGAACAUAAUGAAUGUUACCGCUGUAUAUGUUGACAUAAAUCAACCAGUUAUACUCUUCAUCACCAAUAAUGUGAAUGUAUACUUUUCUAAAUGCUACCAAGAAAGGUUGGGACUUUGUAUCUGUUUGCUGUGUUUUUUUGUAAAGGCAGUGUAUGUGACAGCCACAUUCCCAUACCUUGUGCUAACCAUCUUUCUGCCAGGAGCAAUUGAUGGCCUGGUAUAUCUGUUCACUUCAAAUGUGAGAGAAACUUUACACAGCAUCCUUAUGAACACGUUGUGUAGUUCUGAUGGCUGAUAUUUGGAGGAAACAUGUUUUAUUUAUUAGGCCUACCACCUCCAGGGAGGUAGAGAGGAACGGUCCUCCUCAACAUUCGGAGAAAACAAUUCAAAAUAAAACAUCCUCAUUGUAAAGCCACUGUCCUGCAGUAUAUCAGUUAUUUCCGGUAACUAUUUUGAAUCUCAUCUCUUGGCAGUGGGAAACACUGAAUAAUCCUAAGGUGUGGUUGGAUGCUGCCACUCAAAUCUUCUUCUCCCUGUCACUGGCCUUUGGAGGCCUCAUUGCGUUCUCCAGUUACUAUCCUCAGAAGUAAGAGCACCUACAUUCAUCACACAUGACAGUGGCUGUCCUACAAUAUGUAAACAACAACGGAAAACAAUUGAAAAUAUCGCUCAAUUGUUUGUGACUAAAACAUUUGUAAUGUUUUCUUCCUUCAGGAAUAAUUGUGAACGUGAAGCUGUUGUAGUGGGAUGUGUCCUGAUACCCUGAUGAAGACAGCUUGUCUGUCGAAUCGUUGUUUAUCAGGUUAUUCAAUUAUUGCAUCUGAGCUCCUUGAGUGUGAGGCUCUCCUUUUCUUUAUCAAGUGUUCUACUCCGUUAGCCAGCACCUCUCCUAAACAGGUGUUCUACUCCGUUAGCCAGCACCUCUCCUAAACAGGUGUUCUACUCUGUUAGCCAGCACCUCUCUUAAACAGGUGUUCUACUCUGUUAGCCAGCACCUCUCCUAAACAGGUGUUCUACUCUGUUAGCCAGCACCUCUCUUAAACAGGUGUUCUACUCCGUUAGCCAGCACCUCUCCUAAACAGGUGUUCUACUCUGUUAGCCAGCACCUCUCCUAAACAGGUGUUCUACUCCGUUAGCCAGCACCUCUCCUAAAGAGGUGUACUACUCCGUUAGCCAGCACCUCUCCUAAACAGGUGUUCUACUCCGUUAGCCAGCACCUCUCCUAAACAGGUGUUCUACUCCGUUAGCCAGCACCUCUCCUAAACAGGUGUUCUACUCUGUUAGCCAGCAACUCUCCUAAACAGGUGUUCUACUCUGUUAGCCAGCACCUCUCUUAAACAGGUGUUCUACUCCGUUAGCCAGCACCUCUCCUAAACAGGUGUUCUACUCCGUUAGCCAGCACCUCUCCUAAACAGGUGUACUACUCCGUUAGCCAGCACCUCUCCUAAACAGGUGUUCUACUCCGUUAGCCAGCACCUCUCCUAAACAGGUGUUCUACUCCGUUAGCCAGCACCUCUCCUAAACAGGUGUUCUACUCUGUUAGCCAGCACCUCUCCUAAACAGGUGUUCUACUCUGUUAGCCAGCACCUCUCUUAAACAGGUGUUCUACUCCGUUAGCCAGCACCUCUCCUAAACAGGUGUUCUACUCUGUUAGCCAGCACCUCGCCUAAACAGGUGUUCUACGCUGCUACCCAGCACCUCGCCUAAACAGGUGUUCUACUCUGUUAGCCAGCACCUCUCCUAAACAGGUGUUUUACUCCGCUAGCCAGCACCUCUCCUAAACAGGUGUUCUACUCCGUUAGCCAGCACCUCUCCUAAACAGGUGGUGGAUGGAUGAUGGUGGAUGGAUGACUCUUUAUAUAGACAAACACUGGAUGGAGAUUAUUUAGCAGAUUUAAUGAUGAACUGACUACAUUUACAGUCAUACAUCAGUUCAACUAAUUUCUGUUCUCCUCCAACAAUGAAAUUACAUCUGUCCAAUCAGAAUAGCGCAAAGUAGUUGCUAGGUAGAUAUUAGCAUUCCACACACGCUUUCACAGACUUGAAACAAUUUCUACACAAUGUUCUCAGCCUAGCAAAGGCUGAUGAAGAGAAUUUAGAGUUGUGAUGCUACACUCUUUCCGUGAAAAUAGAUGAUUCUUCUCGUCUAAAAACAUGCAUUUUUCUGGCUACUCUAACUGGGCUGUAGACAUACCAUUCAAGCUCCUACAGACUCCAAAACAUUCUACCCAAUGAUCCCAGCUAUUCUAAUAUCUGGUGGCCUAGCUGGUAGUGGUCUGGCUGGUCAUGGCCUGGCUGGUCUAGCGGUAAUGCCGGUGUUGCCAUAGGUUCAAAUCUGGUCUAAACUGCCCUUUGACACAAACUCUCUCUAGCUUUCCCCACUGUCAUCCUGUCUCUCUCUCUAUCUGUUUAAUAAAGUCAGAAAAUACUUUAAAUAUACAUUUUUUAAAAAACUGUCAUGGAUAAUAAUGCAUUUGUCUGUUUGUUUUCUUAGGGUUGAUGUGCCUCACCUCCUUCACUGUCGCGCUGAUCUUUACCAUGGGCUCAGGAAACUACUGGCUGGAGAUCUUCAACAGCUAUGCAGGAUCCCUGCCUCUACUCAUCAUAGCCUCUUUGAGAUAAUCGCUGUGGUUUACAUCUAUGGGAUAAACAACUUAGUACUACUUCAUUUGUUAUUUUUUCCAUCUAUAAAUUAUCUCACUUGUGAACAAGCUCAAUCUCAAGUGCAAAGAUAACAAAAUAGUACUCAACCUUUGUUUUUUCUUUCUGAAACUCAUCUGAGAAUGUUUCUAUGUUCUCAGGCUCAGUGAUGACAUAGAGCGGAUGACGGGGCGAAGGCCUAACAUUUUCUGGCAGGCCAAGUGGAGAGUGAUCAGCCCUCUGAUGCUGCUGGUGGUCUUCCUGGCUUAUGUGAUAGUCUAGGCUGAAACUCAACCCACUUAGACUGCAUGGAACCCUGACUAUGUAAGAGACAGAUUUUGUUGCAUGUUGAUUCAUGUUGCAAUGUUGCAUCACUUCAGGCUGAAGUAGGACAAGAUACAGAUAUGAAUAAAUUAUUAUAUUACUUAUUGUUUAAUCCAGUCAUUUUACAUCCAGUAAAUUGAUGCAAACAAUAUAUAGUUUUAGAUUAACUGGGUAAAACACAUCCUCUCCUUUCCAUAGGUCCACUUCCCCAUGGCUGAGGUGCAGCCCUAUCCCCGCUGGGUGUUUGCUAUCUGUGUGGCGCUGUCUGCUCUACCCUGUUUCUCCAUCCCUCUAGUGGCCCUCUACAGAUCCACCCUCUUCCUGAAGAAACGGAUCAUGGACAGAGGCAAUCACAACCCCCUUUGA
Molecule: messenger RNA, 6650 nt
Organism: Coregonus sp. 'balchen'
Lineage: Eukaryota; Metazoa; Chordata; Actinopteri; Salmoniformes; Salmonidae
Source: the annotation of a GenBank genome assembly